AUGUCAGAGCCACAACGAAGCCAAAGUUUUGACAGUCAUGAAUCGGAAGUAGAUGGGCAUCACUCGAUUGUGCAACAAGACGAAGAGAUCUUUCAAGAGGUGAAAUCUAAAGAAACCGAUUUCACUUUCAAAAUUAUGUGCGUCGGAGAUUACACAGGUUUCGGUAAGAAGGGAGGCUUUGUUUCGGACUAUAUUCAACGCCGACCGCUUAGCUUUUAUCACAAGCCGACGAUUGGGGUUGAUUUUUACUUGAAUUUCAUCACUUGGAUCGACAAACAAACUAAGAAAGAAUCCACAGUAAAGCUACAGUUUUGGGAUGUAGCUGAACACGAACGCUUUCUUAAAAUGACCAGCGUUUUUUGCCGGAAUUGCGUCGGCGCUUUGGUGUUUUGGGGGCCAAAAAGCCCUUCUCCACUUGGAAGCGUUUUAAAGUGGAGUGAAAAGAUCCGAGAAGCGAACCCCAAGGACGCUAAUAUCCCGAUGGUGCUUGUAAUAGAGAACAUUCCCACAUCGAAGCGUGGAAAACCAGUGGAUUGGAUCGGACACGGAAAAAUGCUGGAAAGCAAGGUUCUUCUAGACGAGUUUUGUACUAGAAAUGGCUUUGUAGGCUGGUUUCAGCUUUUUUCAAGAGAAGGAGAUGGUUACACGGGCGUCAUGACCCGAGCGGUCGAUUGUUUGGUUCAAAAUAUUUUCAAACAGCAAAAUGUUCGAAAGACUUCAUAA
Messenger RNA from Porites lobata, 723 nucleotides. The record is from the annotation of a GenBank genome assembly. NCBI's taxonomy places the organism in Eukaryota, Metazoa, Cnidaria, Anthozoa, Scleractinia, Poritidae.